Suncus etruscus (white-toothed pygmy shrew) is the source of this 2768-nucleotide messenger RNA. RefSeq names its product thioredoxin domain containing 16 (gene TXNDC16). Bases 247 to 2709 code for a protein of 820 amino acids. The record is from RefSeq and is a predicted model, not a curated record. The transcript is spliced from 19 exons. Lineage: Eukaryota; Metazoa; Chordata; Mammalia; Eulipotyphla; Soricidae.
UGUCUUAUCUGUUGCACUAUCUCUGGCCUCUCCUCAAUUCUUGGCUAGAAGUGAACAUUAAAGUAUUAGCAAACUCAAAUAUGCUGUAUAAGUAAUGCAUUAUAUUAUUCUUCUUUUGCAGAUUUUAAUUUAGGAAAUUCAGAAAAACUUCAUUGAACACCUACUCAUGUCAAGUAUUGUCCUAGGCAUAUGAUCACAGCUGUGAACAUAGCAAACAAAAUCUCUUGUCCAUUUCUACUGUAGCUGAUGAUGUCUUCUCGUUUCAAUGGUUUUGGAGUUAGCAUCUCUUUAGUUGUGAUAUUUAUUUUGUGUAAGUCACUGGUACUCUCUCUACCAGAACUGAGUCCAAAGGAUUUUUUCAAUACAGUGCAACAGGGGAAAGCCUCCUUAGCUUAUUUUUGCCAAGCAGAUUCUGGUACUUCUAUAUUUCUUGAAGAACUAAGAGAGGCUGUUAAACCUCUCCAGGACUAUGGCAUUUCAGUUAUGAAGGUUAAUUGUGCCAAAGAAGAAACUUCAAGAUAUUGUGGAACAGGAAAUGAUUUUAUGAAAGCAUAUUUAUUCAGGGGCAGCAUAUUACUCAGAGAAUUCCCAACAGAUACUUUGUUUGAUGUAAAUGCCAUCAUUGCUCAUGUUCUCUUUGCUCUUCUUUUUAAUGAAGUAAAAUAUAUUGCCACACUGGAUGACCUUAAGAAUGUAGAAAAUGUUCUGAAGGGGAAAGCAGAUAUUGCAUUUUCAUAUGUAAAAGCCAUUGGGACACAAGAGCACAGAGCUGUCAUGGAAGCUGCUUUUGUGUAUGGGACCACAUAUCAAUUUGUCUUAACCACAGAAAUUGCUCUUUUGGAGAGUAUAGGUUCUGAAGAUAUAGAACAUGCACAUUUCUACUUUUUUCAUUGUAAACCAGUCUUGGACUUGACCCAGCAAUGUAGAAGGACACUAAUGGAACAGUCAUUGACUACACUGAACAUUCAUCGAUUUAUUAAGAUAAUGGAAGCACCACUGCUGACUGAAGUUCAUGAAGAUCCUGAACAAGUUUCAACAGUUCAUCUUCAGUUAGGAUUACCACUGGUUUUUAUUGUUAGUCAACAAGCUACAAUUGAAGCUGAUAAAACAACUGCAGAAUGGAUUGCUUGGCGUCUUCUUGGAAAAGCAGGAGUUCUGCUAUUGUUAAGGGACUCUUUGGGUGUGAACAUUCCUCAGCAUGCCAAUGUGAUCUUCAAAAGAGCAGAAGAGGGAGCACCUGUAGAAUUUUUGGUAUUACAUGAUAUUGAUUCAGUAAUAUCCCAUGUGGAAAAUAAUAUGAAUUUUGAGGAAGUAAAAGAAGAUGAAGAUGAUGAUAUGGAAGAUCCAGAUAUGGAUAUUCAAGAUGAUGAAGUGGAAGAAACUGUUUACAGAAAUAGGAAGAAACAGUUAUCUUUGGAACUUACAGUGGAAUUAACUGAAGAGACAUUUAAUACAACAGUUAUGACUUCAGAUAGCAUAGUGUUGUUUUAUGCUGGCUGGCAGGCAGUAUCCAUGGCAUUUCUGCAAUCCUUUGUUGAUGUGGCAAUUAAAUUGAAAGGCACAUCUACUAUGCUGCUUACUAGAAUAAACUGUGCAGUUUGGUCUAAUGUAUGUACUAAGCAAAAUGUUACUGAAUUUCCAUUUAUAAAGAUGUACAAGGAAGGGGAGAACCCAGUUUCUUAUACUGGUAUGCUUGGAACUGAAGCUCUCCUAAAAUUUAUCCAUCUAAACAGAAUUUCAUGCCCAGUGAUGAUUACUUCUGUUCAAGAAGCAGAAGAAUAUUUAAGCGGAGUAUUAUAUAAAGACCUCAUCUCCUACUCUGGUAUAUCAGUACUGGGACUGUUUAGUCCUACUAUGACAACAGCAAAAGGAUACUUCAUUGAAGCAGGAAACUACCUAAAAGGAUUUGUUAUCACUGGAAUUUAUUCUGAAGAUGAUGUUUUGAUACUGUCAAAGAAAUAUGCUGCUAUUCUUCCUGCCCUACUGAUUGUCAGACACCAAGAAGGCAAAAUAGAGAACAUUCCAUUAGCUAACACCAAUGCACAAGAUAUAGUAAAAAUAAUAACAAAUGCAUCAUUGGAGUUAUUUCCAGAAAUCACUGUGGAAAAUCUUCCUGUUUAUUUAAGACUACAGAAACCAUUAUUUAUUUUAUUCAGUGAUGGCAACAUAAACCCUCAACAUAAAGAAGCCAUAUUGAUGCUAGUAAAAGAUAAACAUUUAGAUGCACUUACUCCUUGUUGGUUAAAUUUGAAGAACACCCUUGCUGGGAGAAUUGUCUUACAGGAGUAUUUUGACACCUUGCCUCCCCUUCCUCUUCUUGUUGUAGUGAAUUUGCAUUCAGAUGGUCAAGUAUUUGCAUUUCCUUCUGAUCAAGCUAUCGCUGAACAAAAUCUUUUAACAUGGCUUAAGAAAUUAGAAGCAGAACUAGAAACUCAUAUCACAAUUUUACCUGCUCAGGAAUGGAAACCUCCUCUUCCUGCUUAUGAUUUUCUAAGUAUGAUGGACGCUGCAGAAUCAAUUCAACAACCAACUAGAAAAGUUCCCAAGCCUAUGAAAGAGUCAGAUAUGCAUGAGAAUGACAAAGAGCAACAUGAAGAUAAACCAACAAUCAGAAAAGAACCAAUUGAAACACUAAGAAUAAAACAUUGGAACAAGAGCAAUUGGGUCAAAGAAGAAAAAUCAUUAAGGCAUGAAAAUAAAGAAUUAUGAUGUUCAAAAAGCCAAUUUCAUAGGACUAUUAGACUUUCAUUAAAAAUAAUGCUAAAUUA